This is a messenger RNA of Vanessa atalanta (red admiral), 1073 nucleotides long. RefSeq names its product out at first protein (gene oaf). NCBI's taxonomy places the organism in Eukaryota, Metazoa, Arthropoda, Insecta, Lepidoptera, Nymphalidae. The record is from RefSeq and is a predicted model, not a curated record. The transcript has 6 exons. Bases 61 to 876 code for a protein of 271 amino acids.
UUGUAAAGUAAGAAAAAGAAAGCUUCAUUCGUUAAUAAUUUUAUUUUUUUAAGUUAAACCAUGGUAAUUUUUGUUUUAAAAAUUUUAUUCUUAAUAAAUAUAUUCGUACAACCAACAUGUCUUCAACUUCUCAUUAAUGUUAAAAAUCAGGGUGGCGAUGUUAUGCAAGAGAAUAUUACGGCGAACGUAUCUGAGGACACGGUGACCCUAGAGUUUUUACGGUUGGAUGGCGUUUACGUCUCCCAACUCGUGGAUUUCACUAAUGAAGUUGAAGCAAUGAAGGUUAUUAUACCAGGUGAAGAAGAGUUGGGGCAAACUGGUCAUCAAAUACUUUGUUUCCUAACCCAUGCAGCUCAAGCUGACUUCAUAGCUCCAGAUGCAAUGGCCAAGCUUAGACAGAAAAAUCCAGGAACAGUAAGAGUGGCAGAGGAAGAUAAAGGAUGGCGGCAGACUACUGCCACUGCAUGGGCUGGCCGUGCCACUCUGCUCUUAUCCCCAGCUGCAGCAAGACACUGUGCCCCAGCCCACGACAAAGUUUAUCUGCGCUCUGCUGAUUUAUCAAGAUGGGCUCCAAGGCCUGGUAUGGAACAGUCUUCGUAUUCAUCUGAAGUUACCCCAUUUCCUGCCCAUGCACUCUCAUCUGAUACUUCAGAUGGAAAUCCAUCAGUAAGUGUAUGUGUGGCUGAAAAAGAUGCUUCUAAAGAGUGCAUCUGUCAUUUAGAGGUCUGUGUUAAUUGGUACCCAUGUGGCUUAAAGUAUUGCAAAGGAAAACCUCAGGGUGGCCUCAGUUAUCGCUGUGGGAUCAAGACAUGUCAUCGCUGUUAUCGCUAUCACUACUAUGUCCGUCGACGAGAUACCUGCCUCAACUACAUGUGACCCCACGCUCGCCCACCGGGCUUCUCACUAUGCCAAACUGUGCAUCUAGUCAAUCUACUUGUAGCUUUCUUAUAUAUUUACAAGAUUAUGAACUGUGAAAAUUGUAUCUACAUUUGUAUUAUAUAUUUUGCUAGAAAACUGUUUUUAACUAAGAAUAAAUGAAGUAAAUUUUCAAUCUUUUAUUCAUAUCUAUGUUA